Molecule: messenger RNA, 1096 nt
Organism: Pocillopora verrucosa
Lineage: Eukaryota; Metazoa; Cnidaria; Anthozoa; Scleractinia; Pocilloporidae
Product: 3-oxo-5-alpha-steroid 4-dehydrogenase 1
Biological process (GO): steroid metabolic process
Cellular component (GO): membrane
Molecular function (GO): 3-oxo-5-alpha-steroid 4-dehydrogenase activity
Source: RefSeq, a predicted model, not a curated record
CUAGGUUGCAUAAGAAAAUGGCUUCCUUCUUCGACUUUGCAAGAGGGCUGGAAGAACUCCAAUUCAUCUUCAUUCUCUCAAAGAUAAUGAUAGUAACGGGGGUGAUUGUUGCAGUCAGUCUUAUCUUUCUUAAAGCCGAAUAUGGAAGGUACUUUUCAUCGAAUUCAACACGGAAGUACGGCUUUGCAGUAGAUGCAAGAGUUGCAUGGUUUGUGCAAGAACUACCAGCCUUCGUCGUUCCAUGUCUGCUGCUGUUGUAUGCACGCAAAGACGUCUUUGGAUUGACUCCCAAUAUGACACUGCUAUCUUUGUUUUUAUUGCAUUACACUCAAAGGUCACUCAUUUAUCCAUGGCUUAUCAAAGGAGGGAAACCGACUCCUGUUUUUCUGUCAUUUCUGGCAUUUAUGUUUUGUGUAUUAAAUGGAUACAUGCAGGCAAGAUAUUUAACAAAAUAUGCUCGAUAUGAAAUGUCUUACGUAUCAAGUCCCCGCUUUGUUUGUGGUGUAGCGAUAUUUUUCAUGGGGAUGGCCAUCAACAUCCAUUCAGAUCACGUUCUGCGCAACUUAAGGAGACCUGGUGAAACAGGGUACAACAUUCCAAGAGGUGGUAUGUUCACCUAUGUGUCAGGAGCCAAUUUUUUUGGUGAGAUAGUUGAAUGGGCUGGCUUUGCUAUAGCCUGUUGGUCACUUCCAAGCUUAGCCUUCUUCUUGUUUACUGCUUUUAACAUCGGCCCAAGAGCAGUUCAACAUCACAGCUGGUAUCUUACAAAGUUUGAAGAUUAUCCAAAGUCACGUAAAGCUCUGAUUCCUUUUGUUUUAUGAAGCAAUAAAGAAAAUCAGGGAAGGGAUACAAUAAAUGAACAUUAAUUUUCAAAUUUAGAAUUGCUCCCUGAUGUAUCUUUUGUCUUACUGUGGAUUGAGAACCAACUUUUUUACAUCUAUGGUACUUAAUUAUGAUUUUUGUCAAUUUUUUUUUUUUCAAUACUUAAGAUGCUUUGUGUCAGUAAAAAUAUUCCCACACCGUUGGUUAAGUCUCCCAUUCACUGUUCAGUAUUUUAUUGAACAACUCUUCCCCUAAUAAAUUAUUAUUCAUCAAA